Messenger RNA from Trichosporon asahii var. asahii CBS 2479, 3429 nucleotides. RefSeq names its product ABC protein. Gene Ontology annotation, biological process: transmembrane transport. The record is from RefSeq and is a predicted model, not a curated record. Bases 1 to 3429 code for a protein of 1142 amino acids. Gene Ontology annotation, cellular component: membrane. Lineage: Eukaryota; Fungi; Basidiomycota; Tremellomycetes; Trichosporonales; Trichosporonaceae. Gene Ontology annotation, molecular function: ATP binding; ABC-type transporter activity; ATP hydrolysis activity. The transcript has a single exon.
AUGGCGUUCGCGCCGCUGUUCACCAAGCAGAUCAUCCGCUACGCGCAGGAGGUCGAGCAGGCGCACUCCCUGGGCCAGCCGUACCCCGCCGUCGGCAGGGGCGUGGGCUUCGCCCUCGGCCUUGUUGCGUUGCGUCUCUUCAGUAUCACGUGCAUCAAUCAGUGGAGCUUCCUGGCCAUGCACGACGGCGUCAUGAUGCGCUCGACGCUCGUGUCGGCGCUGUACAAGCGCGCGUUUGAGCUGAGCGUCGAGGGCCGCGCAAAGAUGCCAAACGGCAAGCUGCUGACAAUGUUGUCCGCGGACAUCUCGCGCAUCGAGGGCGCCGUUGAGUUCUUCCACUGCAUGUGGGUCGCGCCCAUCAUCAUUGUCGUCACCAUCAUCAUGCUGUGCAUGCAGAUCGGCGCGAGCGGCCUCAUCGGCUUCGUCGUCUUCCUCAUCGCCAUCCCGUUCUCGACGCUCAACAUGAAGUGGUACCUGAGCCUGCGCCAGAAGUCGAUCGAGUGGACGGAGAAGCGCACCAAGCUGCUCGCCGAGCUCCUCGGCAACAUGCCCGUCAUCAAGAUGUUCACGUACGAGCUGCCGUUCCUGUCGCAGCUCAGCGGGUACCGCGCCAAGGAGAUGGGCUACCUCCGGUACCUGCUGUACACGCGCUCGCUGAACGAGACGAUCACGCUGAACCUGCCGCUGAUCGCGUCGGUGCUGUCGUUCGUGGUGUUCUCGCGGCUCGGGAACAAGUUCGAUCCCGCGCUCGUCUUCACGGCACUGCAGUACUUCAACGGCCUGCGCCCGACGCUGAACCAGAUCCCCCGGUCGCUGUCGCUCUGUGCGGACGGCAUGAACGCCCUGAAGCGCAUGUCCGAGUUCUUCGAGGCGGACACGCGGCGCGAGCGCCCGGAGGUCGACGAGUCGCUCGACGUCGCCGUGCGUGCGCACGCGACCUUUGACUGGCCCGAGUUCUCCGUCCGCGCCGACCUCGACAUCCCCCGCGGCCAGCUGACCGCGAUCGUCGGCCCCGUCGGCAGCGGCAAGAGCAGCCUGCUCUCCGGCCUACUCGGCGACAUGAAGACGACGGGCUCGGUCGCUCUCGGCGGCCGCGUCGGGUACUGCCCGCAGGAGGCGUGGAUACAGAAUGCCACGAUCCGCGACAACAUUCUCUUCGGCCAGCCGUGGGACGAGGACAGGUACUGGAAGGUCGUCGAGAAGGCGCAGCUGCGCCGCGACUUUGACCUGCUCGCUGCGCGCGACAUGACGGAGAUCGGCGAGAAGGGCAUCAACUUGUCCGGCGGGCAGAAGCAGCGUAUCAACAUUGCACGGGCCCUGUACUUCGACGCGGACAUUAUUCUCAUGGACGACCCGCUCUCGGCCGUCGACGCGCACGUCGGCACCGCUCUGUUCAACGGCGCCAUCCUCGACCUGAAGCGGCAGGGCAAGACGGUGCUGCUCGUGACGCACGCGCUGCACUUCCUCCCGCAGGUGGACUACAUCAUCACGCUCGACCAGGGCAAGGUGGUGCAGCAGGGCAGCUUCACCGACAUGCACGGGCCGUUCCAGGAGCUGAUGCAGCAGUUCGGCGGUUCCAAGGACAAGACGGCCGACAAGGUCGGCUCCGCGGACAUUGUCGAGGAGAAGAAGAUUGUCGCGGAGCCCGCCCCCGAGGGCGACGGCAAGCUGAUGACCGAGGAGGAGCGCAAGACGGGCUCGGUCGGCCUGAGUGUGUACCUGGCGUACCUCAGAUUCGGCCCCAGCUGGAUCGUGCUCGCGGCUGUGUUCGCCGCGUUCAUGACGGGGCUCAACGUCCUGUCGACCGUGUGGCUCACCUUCUGGUCCGAGGACAAGUUCCGCGAGGCGGGCUCGUUCUACCAGGGCAUCUAUGCCGUGCUCGGCCUGGUGUCGUCCAUUUGCACGCUCUUCACGGGCAUGGCCAUGACGGCGAAUGCUGUGCGCGCCUCGCGCGGGUUGUAUGACGGUGCGCUGCGGCGCGUCUUCUUCUCGCCCACGAGCUUCUUUGACACGACGCCGCUCGGCCGCGUCCUCGGCGUGUUCGGCAAGGACGUCGACUCGCUCGACAACGUCGUCCCCGAGUGGGUCCGCGGUACGCUGCUCCUGCUCGCGGGCAUGGUCGGCUCGAUCGCCAUCAUCAGCGUCAACUUCCCGUACUUCCUUGCCGUAAUGGCGGGCAUCUCGGUCGCGUACGCGAUGUACGCGCUCUACUACCGCCGCACGGCGCGCGAGCUGAAGCGGAUCGACUCGAUGCUGCGGUCCUCGCACUACGCGCACUUUUCCGAGAGCAUGGGCGGCAUGUCGACCGUGCGCGCCUACGGCGAGGACUCGCGGUUCUGUGCGGAGAAUGCGCGCCGCCUCGACAUCCAGAACCGCGCCUUCCUGAUGACGUACGCCAACAUGAUCUGGCUCGAGACGCGCCUCGGCUGGCUCGGCAUCGCCCUCGUGCUCGUCGUCGCCCUGCUCUGCGUCUUCGCCGGCGGCCGCACGAUCAAUGCCGCGCAGAUCGGCAUGUGCCUCACCUUCAUGAGCUCCAUCUCCGGAUCGCUGCAGGGCCUCGUGCACUGCUCCAUCGAGAUCGAGCAGAGCAUGAACUCGGUCGAGCGCAUCAAGCACUACUGCGAGCUGCCGCAGGAGGCGGCGUACGAGGGCGGCCCCGCUGCGUGGCCGACGGAGGGAGGCAUCGAGUUCAACAGGGCGGUCAUGGCGUACCGCCCCGGUCUCCCCGCCGUGCUAAAGGGCGUCUCGCUCGCGGUGCAGCCGGGUGAGCGCGUCGGCAUCGUUGGCCGCACCGGCGCCGGCAAGACGUCGAUCACGGUCGCGCUAUUCCGCCUCGCCGAGCUCAUGAGCGGCAGCAUCACGAUUGACGGCGUCAACACGUCGAAGGUCGGCCUUCGCACGCUGCGCGCGGCGGUCAGCAUCAUUCCCCAGGACCCCGUCCUGUUCAGCGGCACGCUGCGCUCAAACCUGGACCCCUUCGAGCAGCACGACGACAGCGAGCUGCACGACGCACUGGAGCGCGCGGGCCUGAGCGGGCGAUUCGCGCUCGACGCCAAUAUUGACACGGGCGGCUCGAACCUGAGCAUCGGCGAGCGCUCGCUCGUCAGUCUCGCGCGCGCGUUCGUCAAGCGCGCCCCGAUCACCGUGCUCGACGAGGCCACCGCAGCCGUCGACCUCGCGACAGACUUGAAGAUCCAGCACGCGAUCCGCGCCGAGUGCAGGCGGACGAAGCAGACGCUGCUCGGCAUCGCCCACCGCCUGCGCACCGUCAUCGGCUGGGACAAGAUCCUGGUCAUGGACGCGGGCGAGGUCGCCGAGUAUGCGUCGCCCCUCGAGCUGUUCGACGCGGGAGGCAUCUUCCGCAGCAUGUGCGAGCAGUCGGACAUCUCGCGUGCCGAGAUCGUGCGCGCUCAGGAGGAGGACAAAUAG